AUGUUGUUUCAGGGUUUUCUUCAGGACCUGUUCCUUCAGCACAGGAAGUCCAUCACCCCGGAGAAGCUGGAGGAGUAUACUGCUGCCAUGAUGAAGAUGUUUGACAAAAACAACGAUGGCAGACUGGAUUUGAACGACUUGGCCAGAAUUUUGGCCUUGAAAGAGAACUUCUUACUGAAAUUUAAGAUGGAUGCGUCCAGUCAGGAGGACAGAAAGAGGGACUUUGAGAAGAUAUUCACUCAUUAUGAUGUUAGUAAGACGGGUGAGUUAGAAGGCCCUGAGGUGGAUGGAUUUGUCAAGGACAUGAUGGAGCUUGUCAAG
Nematolebias whitei (Rio pearlfish) is the source of this 321-nucleotide messenger RNA. Its product is annotated as secretagogin-like. The annotation marks the transcript as partial. NCBI's taxonomy places the organism in Eukaryota, Metazoa, Chordata, Actinopteri, Cyprinodontiformes, Rivulidae. The record is from RefSeq and is a predicted model, not a curated record. Gene Ontology annotation, molecular function: calcium ion binding. The transcript is spliced from 5 exons. Gene Ontology annotation, cellular component: dendrite; cytosol; terminal bouton. Gene Ontology annotation, biological process: regulation of presynaptic cytosolic calcium ion concentration; regulation of long-term synaptic potentiation.